AUGCCUUCCUUCUUCCACUCCGUUGCUAUCAUUGCCCUUCUGGCCGUUGCCAUACUGAGUGGUGUUGCCAGUGCCUAUCCUCAGCCUGCAGUCACCGAUGUGAGCGUCCCCUCAGAGAGUUCCACCACACCGAUCAUGUUAUACAAGGAACGUGAUGGCGACAUCAUAAAGCGUUCCAAAACAUUGAAAAUUGGUGCAAACCCCGAAAAGGCCCAUACCUGUCCCAAGACCAAUCGCUACGCAACCCCGGUUGAAUACUCGUCGGGGCAGCUUCAGAAGGCCUUCAUCCAGGCAGCACAGUAUGCCAACGAUGGUAAACAAAUUGGAGCCAGAAAAUACCCGCAUUAUUUUGGCAAUAAUGAGAAAUUGCCUUUUGACUGUGGAAAGAAGAAGAUGGAGUUUCCUCUUGAUAAGGACAGCCCUGGUAAUGUUUAUAGUGGGCAAGCUGUGACGGAUCUCCCAGACCGUAUUGUAUUAGAGGUCAAGGAAGAAAAGAAAGUAACGCGUGUCAAGUUCUGCGGAGUCAUGCGCCAUGGAAAUGAUGGAGACUUCCUCAACUGCUCGUAG
This is a messenger RNA of Aspergillus nomiae NRRL 13137, 567 nucleotides long. RefSeq names its product guanyl-specific ribonuclease. The coding region runs from base 1 to 567 and encodes 188 amino acids. The record is from RefSeq and is a predicted model, not a curated record. NCBI's taxonomy places the organism in Eukaryota, Fungi, Ascomycota, Eurotiomycetes, Eurotiales, Aspergillaceae. The transcript has 2 exons. Gene Ontology annotation, molecular function: RNA nuclease activity; RNA binding.